AUGAUUCGACCUUGGGUCCUCCUUAACUGCAGCGCUGAGGAUGUUCCCUCUUCCUUUGCCGAGAAAAUGUCAUUUGAACACCUCCUACUUCCGCUCUCCCUCAUCCCAGCCGCAAUCCCUCGUGCUUUCGCGCCGCUGCCUCCGUCGCCGGGGGCGCGCCGCGAUGUCGUCAUAUCGCGCGCGCCUGCGUUGAAGAUGGCGGCGGCCGUGUCCGCUGCAGCGGCGGCGCGGUGGCUGUGGCGCUCAGGGCGGGCCUGGCGGUGGCGGGGCCGCCUUUACUCGUCGCCCGGCCCGCGGAGGCUUCUGCCGCCGCCGCGUCCUCCUCCCUCUGCGGCGGGGCCUUGGGGCUUGUGGGCGGCCCCAGCGGCAGGAGCGCCCCGGCCUCAGCGUCUCCUCUCCGCUCAGCGCGGCGGCCCCGGGGGCUCCUCCAGCAGCGGCGAGAACGGCCUAGUGGACGACUCUGAGGGUGGCGGCGGAGGAGGAGGUCUCCCCGGCGACGGCUCGGGCUCGGACUCUGGCGGAGCGCCGGUGGUGACGGCCCUGGCGCCGCUCAUGGUCCCCGAGCGGGUCCCCCACGUGCCCCUCGUCGCCGUCGCCAGGAACCCCGUGUUCCCCCGGUUCAUCAAGAUCAUCGAGGUGAAGAACAGGAAGCUGGUGGAGCUGUUAAGGAGGAAAGUCAGCCUUGCCCAGCCAUAUGCCGGGGUCUUUCUCAAGAAGGAUGACAACAACGAAUCGGAUGUGGUGGAGAACCUGAAUGAAAUCUACCAGACAGGGACUUUCGUCCAGAUUCACGAAAUGCAGGACCUUGGUGACCGGCUGCGGAUGAUUGUCAUGGGGCACCGGAGGAUUCGGAUCAACAAGCAGCUGGAGGUGGAGCCGGAGGAGCCGGAGACCAAGCAGAAAGCCCGCCGGAAGCAGAAGCGGCCCAAGAGGGAGGCGGGUGAGCAGCUGGAGGCUGUGGGCCAGGCAGGCGAGGUGGUGCUGGAGCCCCUGGAGGCCUCCCCGGGCGAGGUGCUCAUGGUGGAAGUGGACAACGUGGCCCACGAAGAGUUCCAGGUCACAGAGGAGGUCAAAGCUCUGACAGCAGAAAUUGUCAAGACGAUCCGAGACAUCAUUGCCUUGAACCCCCUUUACAGAGAGUCCGUGCUUCAGAUGAUGCAGGCAGGGCAGAGAGUGGUCGACAACCCCAUUUACCUGAGCGACAUGGGGGCGGCGCUGACGGGGGCCGAGUCGCACGAGCUGCAGGACAUCCUAGAAGAGACGAACAUUCCCAAGCGCCUCUACAAAGCCCUGUCUCUUCUCAAGAAAGAAUACGAACUCAGCAAACUCCAGCAGCGGCUCGGGCGGGAGGUCGAGGAGAAAAUCAAGCAGACGCACCGGAAGUAUCUCCUGCAGGAGCAGCUGAAGAUCAUCAAGAAGGAACUUGGCCUGGAGAAGGAGGACAAAGACGCCAUUGAGGAGAAGUUCCGGGAGCGCCUGAAGGAGCUGGUGGUCCCCAAACAUGUCAUGGAGGUGAUCGAUGAGGAGCUGAACAAGCUGGGACUCCUGGACAACCACUCCUCGGAGUUCAGUGUCACUCGUAACUACCUGGACUGGCUGACAUCCAUCCCUUGGGGGAAGUGCAGCGAGGAGAACCUGGAGUUGGCCAGAGCCCAGGCAGUCCUAGAGGAGGAUCACUAUGGCAUGGAGGAUGUCAAAAAGAGAGUGCUGGAGUUCAUUGCCGUCAGCCAGCUGCGAGGGUCCACCCAAGGCAAGAUCCUUUGCUUCUAUGGUCCCCCGGGGGUGGGGAAGACGAGUAUUGCGCGCUCCAUCGCCCGGGCCUUGAACCGGCAAUAUUUCCGCUUCAGUGUCGGUGGGAUGACUGACGUGGCAGAAAUCAAAGGACACAGGCGGACGUACGUUGGAGCCAUGCCGGGAAAAAUAAUCCAGUGCCUGAAGAAAACCAAGACGGAAAACCCCCUGAUCUUGAUUGACGAGGUGGACAAGAUAGGGCGUGGCUACCAAGGGGAUCCCUCCUCAGCGCUCCUGGAGCUUCUCGACCCGGAGCAGAAUGCCAAUUUCUUGGAUCACUACCUCGACGUGCCAGUGGAUCUCUCCAAGGUGCUCUUCAUUUGUACAGCCAACGUGACGGAAACGAUCCCGGAGCCCCUGCGGGACAGGAUGGAGAUGAUCAACAUUUCAGGAUAUGUUGCCCAGGAAAAGUUGGCGAUAGCUGAGCGGUACUUGGUUCCUCAGGCCCGUGUCCUGUGUGGGCUGGAUGAGGUCAAAGCCAGCAUCACCCCCGAAGUGCUGACCGUCCUCAUUAAGCAGUACUGCCGGGAAAGCGGCGUGAGGAAUCUUCAAAAGCAAGUGGAGAAGGUGCUUCGGAAAUCCGCAUACAAGAUUGUUAGCGGGGAAGCAGAGAAAGUCGAGGUGACCCCCGAGAACCUUCAAGACUUUGUUGGGAAGCCCAUAUUUACGGUGGAUCGGAUGUAUGAUGUGACUCCCCCCGGAGUGGUGAUGGGCCUCGCUUGGACUGCCAUGGGCGGCUCCACAUUGUUCAUUGAGACAUCUCUCCGGCGUCCCAAAGACCGAGAGAGCAAGGAUGGCUCCCUGGAGGUCACGGGCCAGCUGGGAGACGUGAUGAAGGAGAGCGCCAAGAUUGCCUACACCUUCGCCCAGGCCUUCCUGAUGCAGAGGGUGCCCGGAAACGACUUCUUGGUCACCUCCCACCUCCACCUCCACGUGCCGGAGGGCGCCACCCCGAAGGACGGGCCCAGCGCAGGCUGCACAAUUGUGACGGCCUUGCUGUCCUUGGCAAUGAAUCGGCCUGUGAGGCAGAACGUGGCCAUGACGGGGGAGGUGUCGCUGACGGGGAAGAUCCUCCCGGUCGGGGGCAUCAAGGAGAAGACCAUUGCGGCCAAGAGAGCCGGUGUCUCAUGCAUGAUCCUCCCGUUGGAAAACAAGAAAGAUUUCUGCGACCUUGCAGAGUUCAUCACAGAAGGACUCGAAGUACAUUUUGUUGAGCACUAUGAUGACAUCUUCGAUAUAGUUUUCCCAAAGCUUGAUUCCCCGGGAGGGUGAGCUGCUUCUGUUGCUCCUCAGUGCUCCUUCUGACGGCGGUGGUUUUUGGCCGGCCUUGUCUCCACACCCUCGCUCCGGUCCAGAUCCAGGAAAGGUGGGCUCAACAGAGGGUAGACUCUGGUUCUGCUAUGGACUAGCCUGGCCCCAAUUAUGCAUUGCUGUGAAACAUACUCCACACCAAAUUAUUUGAAUUACGAACCAAUUAAAAGCCAGGUGAAAAGGCA
Messenger RNA from Rhineura floridana, 3287 nucleotides. It is a transcript of the gene LONP1, whose product is annotated as lon peptidase 1, mitochondrial. The transcript is spliced from 19 exons. Bases 1 to 3063 code for a protein of 1020 amino acids. Gene Ontology annotation, cellular component: mitochondrial matrix. Lineage: Eukaryota; Metazoa; Chordata; Lepidosauria; Squamata; Rhineuridae. Gene Ontology annotation, biological process: protein quality control for misfolded or incompletely synthesized proteins; mitochondrion organization; protein catabolic process. The record is from RefSeq and is a predicted model, not a curated record. Gene Ontology annotation, molecular function: single-stranded DNA binding; ATP binding; ATP-dependent peptidase activity.